AUGUCUGCCAGAACUAAAAAGGGUCUAUCUUAUGUGAUAGGUGACUCUAAUAAAGAUGAAAAUCACAUCUUACCUAUUAACGUAUGUCAAUAUUCAACAUAUUCUAAUCAGCUCUUUACAGGAGGAAGGGAUGGAGCCGUGAAGGUAUGGAGUCCAGAGAAGCUGUUUUCGAAAGAUGAUUCUCCUGCAAACUUCCAAUUUUCCGAUUGCUUCGAUAAUUCCGAUGAUAGGAGAAAUACUGUUGUUGAACAAGAUAUCGACGAAACAAUACUUAAAUUGGAGACUUCAAUAUCCUCAAACCCAAUGUCUUACUCAGGGUCAAAAAAUCACGAUUAUGGUGUCAUAAAUAACUUCAAUUUACACUUUGACUGGAUUAAUGAUAUGAAACUAGUUAAUAACGAUAGAGACUUAGUAACUUGUUCUUCAGACUUGUCUAUGAAAUUAGUGAAUCUAAAGCCGGGGCUAACGUCUGAAAGUCUGUCUCAGGAAGAAGUACACACACACAAAUUUUCGAAUAUCCAUACAGAUUAUAUCAAAAAAUUGUCAUACAUACAUUACGAGAAUCUUCUUGCCAGUGGGGGUCUAGAUGGAAAGAUUGUACUAUGGGAUUUGAAUACGUUGAAGCCCAUCCAAGAGAUUGAAAAUCAUUCGCCAAAUCCUAAUCUUCCGAAUUCAAUAUACUCAUUAUCGAAUAAUGGCUCCAAUGUAAUUGGAACGGGAGGUCCUAACAAUAUAAUAUCUUUGUACGACAAAAGAGCAUCACAACAUUCUGGUUUAAUCAGAAAGUUAAUAGGACACCAAGACAAUAUCAGGUGUUUACUAAUGAACGAUAGAUAUGCAUUAAGCGGAUCGUCUGAUACUUCGAUUAAACUCUGGGAUUUGAAAACCUUCAAAGUUUAUAAAAACUUUGAUAUACAUGAAGAUGCAGUUUGGUCGCUCACCACAGGAGUAUCAUCGUCACCAGGAUUAUUGUUCCAAAAUGAUUACAACUCAGAGUUUGAAGUUUUUUAUUCUGGAGACAAAAGUGGGCGAAUCGUGAAAACAGAUAUUAAAUAUCUAUCUUCUAGUUUUUCAGAUGAAGCUCAUAGAAGUAGUACAUUAACAAGCUCUGAUUAUGAAGCAAUUGACGAAAAGCUAGGCUUUUCAGUUGUAGUUGCUAAACUAGACUCGCCAAUUGUUUCCUUGUGCCUAGAAAAUAACGUUCUGUCAUUUGGUAAACGUUCUAUUCCUUCAGUAUUUGCUUCAACUUAUGAUGCAAUGAAUAGAUAUCUUGUCCCGGAUACUGAACAGCUCUCUCAUUAUCAGUAUUUGAGAGAAUUCAUGGACUAUACAACCAACCAUGAAAGACAAAUUAACGACGAAAUUGCGGCUGGGUUAGUCGAGGGGGCAACGGGCGAUCAAAAUGACUUAAAUUCUGAUUUCCAUGAUCUAGUAAGUCACUUAUCGAUGGAUACGAAUAAUUUAGAAAUACAGUCGUCGAUUUCAGGCGCUAACUACCCAUUAUCUAUUCAGAGCCCCGACAUUCCCAGUCCUUAUGAACAAAUUGAUAACAGCGAAUACCAGACCAUGUUUUUGGAUAUAAAUGGUGGUCCCUCUUUGGAGUAUGUAAAUACGUUCAAAGAAGGCUUGGAAAAAUUUAAAGAAAAUGAUCCAAUAGUAGACUCUACACCAGUAGAGAUAUUACUAAAUCCAGUGGCUUCUGACCAUGUUACAUUAAUACCUUUCAAUCGAAGACCAGUUGAUAUAUUUAAUUUGGUCCCUAAAAGUAUCAUUUCUAAGAGAAUGAUCAACAACAAAAGACAUAUGUUAGUUUUGUAUCUAAAUGGGGAUAUCAAGUUGUGGGAUAUCUUUAUCUGUCAAGUGAUCAAAGUCUUUCCAUAUUCAUCUAAAGCACUGCAUCCUCUCACAAAAGAAUUAUUAGAAAAUAGGCUCAGAGAAAUGGAAGAUAUAUUCCAAGAUCACCAGACUUUGGAUAUAUUAGGUAACUGGUGCGAGGCUGAGAUCAAGGCUGGGAAAUUAAUGCUUACCUUGAAAGAGUCGUCUUUUGCAUCUAUGGAAAUUUAUUAUGACGAGUUGGUUGAAUCUUAUCCUUUCUUAGCCCACGAUCAUCCUGAAAAUACAGUCAACAAGAAAGGAAACAACAAAACAAUUACAAAUGAUGACAGGUUUUACAUUAGUGCCUUAUUUUUAACCUCUUUGUUUCAGAACUAUAUUCUUUACGAAUGGGAGUUUGAUUAUCACAUGAGAGAAGAGUUGAAAAAGCAUAAAAAGAAAGAUUGCAAAGGAUCGUCCACAACUAUCAGCGAUGAGCUGGUCUCGGAAUCUGUCUUUCCAGGUGGCAGUACUUUCAGAAGACUCAAGCUGUUUGGUAGAAUUCCUUCGAGAUCAAGUAUGCAUCUGCAGCUGCUGCUGCAGGCGCCUCAAUUACAGAGAAAUGGCCUGAAUUUAUCGCAAAGCUCUUCUUUUAGUGACCAAGUGUCUAAGUUAGCUGAGAGCUCGGUCUCUGAUUUCAUGACCUUUUCCGAUAAUGAAAAUAAGAAUGCACGAAAUGAAGACUCUGUGAUGUCCUUGUUACAAUUGAACAAAAGUAAAUACCUAGAAAAGAUAAAUGAUGGAAGUAAACAGGUAGAUCUGCUUUUGAACACUUACUAUACAAAUUUGGAUGAGGUAUAUAGACCCUUAUUCAGCACGUCACGAUUCCCUCAAAGCUUAGAUAUUAUAAUAUUUGAAUGGUCUUCGAAAUUGGGAAACCUUCGAGAUUUGUGCAGUUUCACAGUGGAAGACUUGUCGAGGCUCGGAUCGUCGGCCACGACAUCCCUAGUGACCGAGUUAAGACUCUAUCUUCCUCGUUGGAUAGGCCGGGCUUUACUAUAUUCAAUUUAUCCUACUAAGGAGAGCCCUAAAAUAGCUUUCCUGUUAACUGAAUGCGACUACGCUACUCUUCCGCCGGAUAAAAAGAUCGGGGGAAAGUCUCAAAGAAAGAUAAAAAAGUUACCGUCACUUGAAAGCUCCAUAAGGUUAACAUCUCACAACAUGCUCAGAGUGAGUAAGGUCCUAUUUUAUGUCACUGAGAAGUUUGAGUCACGAACUUCAGAGAUGAAAGACCGCAAGCCAGUCAGUGAGUGGCUUGCUGUUGAAUGUAGAGGACAAGAGCUAGCUCCCAACAUGACUUUACAGGCGAUAAAAACCAAUAUUUGGAAGUCAAAUACAGACAUUGAGCUUAAAUUCAGACGAAAAUUUGAUUAA
Messenger RNA from Priceomyces carsonii, 3246 nucleotides. RefSeq lists its product as uncharacterized. Gene Ontology annotation, molecular function: protein binding. NCBI's taxonomy places the organism in Eukaryota, Fungi, Ascomycota, Pichiomycetes, Serinales, Debaryomycetaceae. The coding region runs from base 1 to 3246 and encodes 1081 amino acids. The transcript has a single exon. The record is from RefSeq and is a predicted model, not a curated record.